Messenger RNA from Rhinolophus ferrumequinum (greater horseshoe bat), 791 nucleotides. It is a transcript of the gene MED28, whose product is annotated as mediator complex subunit 28. The coding region runs from base 20 to 556 and encodes 178 amino acids. NCBI's taxonomy places the organism in Eukaryota, Metazoa, Chordata, Mammalia, Chiroptera, Rhinolophidae. The record is from RefSeq and is a predicted model, not a curated record. The transcript has 4 exons. Gene Ontology annotation, cellular component: mediator complex.
UUCCCCCGCCAUUUCAGAAAUGGCGGCUCAGCUGGGCGGUAUGUUCUCCGGGCAGCCACCGGGGCCCCCGCCCCCCCCGCCGGGACUCCCGGGCCAGGCUUCGCUGCUUCAGGCCGCGCCAGGUGCCCCGAGAUCUUCUCCGAGUACCUUGGUGGAUGAGUUGGAGUCAUCUUUCGAGGCUUGCUUUGCUUCUUUAGUGAGUCAGGACUAUGUCAAUGGCACGGAUCAGGAAGAAAUUCGAACCGGUGUUGAUCAGUGUAUCCAGAAAUUUCUGGAUAUUGCGAGACAGACAGAGUGUUUUUUCCUACAGAAAAGAUUGCAGUUAUCUGUCCAGAAACCAGAGCAAGUUAUCAAAGAGGAUGUCUCCGAACUAAGGAACGAGCUACAGCGGAAGGAUGCUCUGGUCCAGAAGCACGUGACCAAGCUGCGGCAUUGGCAGCAGGUGCUGGAGGACAUCAGUGCGCAGCAUAAAAAGCCGGCUGAUGUCCCGCAGGGCUCGCUGGCCUACUUGGAGCAGGCGUCUGCUAACAUCCCUGCACCUAUGAAGCAAACCUGAGUUAGAGCUGGCCUGAACCGGGCUACUGUAUGAGUCAGCCUAAGCCCAGGGUUUUUGCCAAACACCACUUACUGAGGACAGUUCGUUUUAGAAGAACUCGUUGCCAUACAACGAGAUGCUUUUAGUUUCAUGCUCCCAUAUAAAAAUCUCCCAUUUUUAUAAGCUAUUAUUUCUUUAGUACUUUAUAAAAUACCUAUAGCUUUUGUAAACCAAGUAAAUUUUUUUGUAGCAAAGU